CUCUCUAUCGCGCUCUCUCUCUCUCUCUCUCUCUCUCUCUCUCUCUCUCUCUCUCUCUCUCUCUCUCUCUCUCUCUCUCUCUCUGUGUGUGUAGACACUAUACAGGGCGAGCACCAGAGGAGGUUGUAUAAGGAGCUGUUGGAAAGCUACAACCGGCUGGAGAGACCCGUGGCCAAUGACUCCGCACCUCUGGUCGUGGAACUUGGACUCACACUGCUCCAGAUUAUAGAUGUGGAUGAGAAGAACCAAGUGCUCAUCACCAACGCUUGGCUACAGAUGGACUGGACAGAUGUGUAUCUAAGCUGGAACCCUGAGAAUUACCCAGGCGUUAAUAACCUCCGCUUCCCAUCCAGUCAGAUCUGGACGCCUGACAUCCUCCUCUAUAACAGCGCUGACGAGAGGUUCGACGCCACCUUUCACACCAACGUGCUGGUGAACUCCUCAGGAGCCUGUCAGUAUAUACCACCAGGUAUUCUGAAGAGUACGUGUUACAUUGACGUGCGUUGGUUCCCGUUCGACGUGCAGAAAUGCGACCUGAAGUUCGGCUCCUGGACCCACAACGGCUGGCUGCUGGACCUGCAGAUGCGGGAGGUGGACAUUUCCACGUACAUCCCCAACGGAGAGUGGGACCUCGUGGGGGUCCCGGGGAAGAGGAAUGAGCUGUAUUAUGAGUGUUGUAAGGAGCCGUACCCGGACGUGACCUACACGGUGACCAUCAGGAGGCGGACGCUGUACUACGGACUCAACCUGCUCAUUCCCUGCGUCCUCAUUUCAGGCCUCGCGCUGCUCGUCUUCCUGCUGCCCGCCGACUCUGGAGAGAAGAUCUCACUGGGAAUCACCGUGCUGCUGUCACUCACCGUCUUCAUGCUGCUGGUGGCGGAGAUCAUGCCCGCCACCUCCGACUCCGUCCCCCUCAUAGCUCAGUACUUUGCGAGUACGAUGAUGAUCGUGGGCUUGUCCGUCGUCGUCACCGUCCUCGUGCUGCAGUUUCAUCAUCACGAUCCACACGGAGGCAAAAUGCCAAAAUGGGUGCGGGUGAUCCUGCUCCACUGGUGCGCUUGGUUCCUGCGUAUGAAGAAGCCAGGCGAUGAGCGCAAGUCCCCCUACAGCUACUCCAGCACCAGCAGCCUGCAGAUGGGAAGCGUCCCCGGCCAGAUGGGCACCAACGGCCACACAAACCUCUACUUCGGCUUCCACUCGCCAGACAGCACCUGCUGCCCCAAUAGCAGCGACUCGGGCGUGUCGUGCGGAGUUUCCUGCAGCGGUGGGCAUCGUGAGGCAGCCCCGGCGCUAUCGGGCGAGCAGCGAGAGCUGCAGAGGCUCCUGGUCGAGGUGUCGUACAUGGCGCAGCGUUUCCGGGCCCAGGACGAGGCCGAGGCGGUGCGAGGCGAGUGGAAGUUUGCGGCGGCCGUGGUGGACCGCCUUUGCCUGGUCGCCUUCUCGCUCUUCUCCAUCGUGUGCACCUUCGCCAUCCUCAUGUCCGCGCCCAACUUCAUCGAGGCCGUCUCCAAGGACUUCACAUAAUCGCCCUGCGUUUAUCUUUUACACUGCAAUGAGAAAAACUAACCACUGCCCCUGUGUGUGUGUGUGUGUGUGUGUGUGUGUGUGUGUGUGUGUGUGUGUCACAGAGUGUAGGUCAGAAAUUCCAUCCGAGUGAGUGCGAGUACGGUGUUGAUCGACUUGUUGUUCCAUUAUUUUUGGGAAUGAACCAUUACUGUUUGUAGAAGUGCAAUACAAGCCACUGAGAUUCACGUCAGGUUGUUGACAAAAUGCUGAAGGUUUUGUAUAUUUUCGGCUGAAACAUUAACAUGAGCGUAUAACAAAAUGGUAUAAUGACGCAUAAUGAAUCAAAUCGAGCGGUUACAUCUACCGAACAAUAACCAGAUCUCUGCCACAGGCUGUGUGAGCGAAUGUGACUCAGUGAGCAAGUGAAUCAGUGUGAGACUAUUUAAAUUGGUGUGUGUGUGCGCGAGAGAAAGAGAGCACGAAUCAGUUGGAACUGAUCAGAGUAUGAGUCAGUGUGAAUCAGUGAGUCUGUCUGAAUUAGUGUGUGUGUGUGUGUGUGAGAAUCAGUGCGAGUCUAUUUGAAUCAGUGUGAGUGAAUCAGUGAGCCAAUAUGAAUUUGUGUGUACUUAAAGUAUUUUGUCGUUUUUGAAAUACAAAUCUGUAUAAUUAUUGAUUGGGAAAAGAAAAAAUAAUUAAUCCGAGUGUAUUUUUAAAAAUCGUGUUGUUUUCAAAGCCAGUCCUCCCUGUCCGAGUCCCUGUCAGACUGUAGUUUAUCGUGGCCGUUCACUUUUAGGCUCUCUGCAGCACUCGUAUAGCAGUAGCAAUUGAAUGCCUGUCACUUUAACACUUUCUUUUUUUUUCCCCCUCACCAAACACUGUGCUUUUGCUAAAUACCUGCCACAUCACACCGCCACCUGCAUAAUACUUCUUUUUAUCGCCGUUGCUGUUUUGCUUCUGCAAACGCGUCACUCGAUCGCUGUGUAAAUAUUGACGACUACUAAUGAGUCUCAGAACGCUUUGUAAUGGAAAAGUUAAGCGUGCUAUGAUUAUUAAAGCCCCUGCCAACUUAUUUUCAUAACUAACUCCUUACAAUAGACUACAGCUCAUGUGGCGAACUCGCUGUUAUGCCUUACUCCAACAUGACUAUUGCUAUCAGUGUGGCUCAAAAACCCGCCUCUGUUCAAGCACCAUGCCAUUCCUACUUUCCAGUUGAGUUCUCUCU
This is a messenger RNA of Ictalurus furcatus (blue catfish), 2728 nucleotides long. It is a transcript of the gene chrna8, whose product is annotated as cholinergic receptor, nicotinic, alpha 8. The annotation marks the transcript as partial. NCBI's taxonomy places the organism in Eukaryota, Metazoa, Chordata, Actinopteri, Siluriformes, Ictaluridae. Gene Ontology annotation, cellular component: postsynaptic membrane; synapse; neuron projection. The transcript has 9 exons. Gene Ontology annotation, molecular function: transmembrane signaling receptor activity; acetylcholine-gated monoatomic cation-selective channel activity. The record is from RefSeq and is a predicted model, not a curated record. Gene Ontology annotation, biological process: signal transduction; regulation of membrane potential; nervous system process.